Molecule: messenger RNA, 2324 nt
Organism: Stegastes partitus (bicolor damselfish)
Lineage: Eukaryota; Metazoa; Chordata; Actinopteri; Pomacentridae
Product: lysosomal protective protein
Exons: 11
Biological process (GO): proteolysis
Molecular function (GO): serine-type carboxypeptidase activity
Source: RefSeq, a predicted model, not a curated record
AGGACGCUGGAGGAAGUUGGCGCCACCGGGAAGGCUCGUCUUCGUCUGAACCUGACAAGAAGUUGCUUUUCACUUAAAUUUUCGGACGUUAGCGAGGCUCAGCGAUGCUCUCCGCCGCUCUGCUGCUGCUGCUGUGCGCGCUGGCCGCCUCUCCGCUGGGCUGCCGGGCUCAGUACGCUCCUGAUGAGGUCACCCACCUGCCCGGCAUGAAGUUUAAACCCAACUACCGGCAGUGGUCCGGAUACCUGCAGGCAGGACCGGGGAAGUUCCUGCACUACUGGUUCGUGACUUCUCAGAGGGACCCGGUCAACGAUCCUCUGGUGCUGUGGCUGAAUGGAGGCCCAGGCUGCAGCUCCCUGGAUGGCUUCCUGUCAGAGAACGGACCGUUUCAUGUGAACGAUGACGGGGCCACGCUGUACGAGAACGCGUUCAGCUGGAACAAGAUCGCCAACAUGCUGUAUGUUGAAUCCCCCGCCGGAGUGGGAUACUCCUACUCCGAUGACCAGAAGUACGCGACGGACGAUGACCAGGUCGCUGAUGAUAAUUACAAAGCCCUGCAGAGCUUCUUUGCCAAGUUCCCAAACUUCACUAAGAAUGAGUUCUUCAUCUUUGGGGAGAGUUACGGUGGGAUUUAUGCGCCGACGCUCAGCCUGCGAGUGGCCACAGGAAGCGCCAAAAUCAACUUCAAGGGCUUUGCGGUGGGAAAUGGUCUCAGCAGCUUCGCUCUCAACGACCAGUCUUUGAUCCACUUUGGUUACUAUCACGGCCUCUUUGGAGAAGACUUGUGGCGCGACCUGAACAUCAACUGCUGUAACGACGGGAUCUGUAACUUUUACAACUCCAGUUCAGAGACCUGCAGGAUAAUGGUAAACAAGGCCUUUAGCAUCGUGUACAACAGCGGACUCAAUGAGUACGCCCUUUACUUGGACUGCGAAGGCAGCGGAAGAAGCUACGAGAGGACCAUGAGUCAUCUGUUUAAGCACUCCAGGAGACUCGACCUCAAGUUUUCAGAUGGAGCGUCUCCCUCGGUGUCUCUGGAAGAAGUCCCUCCCUGCAUCAACAGCACGGCUCAGAUGAACUGGCUGAACAGAGGCGACGUGAGGAAGGCUCUGCACAUUGCUGAUAUACUGCCACCUUGGGACAUCUGCAGGUACAUUACAGCAAAUAAUGAAGCAGUUAGAUGAUUAUGGUUGAAGGAUGUGUAUCUGAAGCUGCUCUCUCUGGGCCUGCGAGCGCUCGUCUACAACGGAGACACCGACAUGGCCUGCAACUUCCUGGGAGACCGGUGGUUUGUGGAGGACCUCGGCAUAAAGGCGACCACUAAGUACCAAGCCUGGAUUAAUGACGACCAGAUCGCUGGUUUCUAUCAACAGUUUGGAAACAUCACUUUCCUGACCGUUAAGGGCGCCGGUCACAUGGUUCCUCAGUGGGCUCCCAGUCCAGCUCUCCACAUGUUCCAGUCCUUCAUAACAAACGGGCCCUACUGAGCACAAAUGGAGACUCUAUAACACACCUGCACUCAUUACUUGUUAGAUGGUACAUUUCACUCAGGGAAAGUCAGUGAAGAGGGGAAAAAAAAAAACUGCUGGGACAUUUAAUUGUAUUUGUAGGAUUCAUUUUCCAUUUUAGUGUGUUGACUUUUUGGAUGCUGACAUAUUUGGUGUUUCUGCAUCUUCAUCGCGUGAACACUGCAGCUACUGUAUCAUACAUUGUCCCUGUGUUUUAAUAAAGGCUGUCAGGGCUGAACUAAGGAGGACAGACCCCAUGAGGCGUGAUCUAAAAGGGAAAUAAUACAAGCACAAACAAAAUAAGACACAAACCAGGAGAGAGGGGAACUGACUGACCGCCUCAGAUGAGCCCAACUCUCAGACAAAUCACUAACUUCAAUUAAACACCUAAAUUAAUAAUAACACAUUGUACAAAUCACUCUAUUGCCUUCAGUUGGGUUGAGGCCACCUGAUCUGAUCACAGACUCUGUUAAGCUCCUAAACUUCAUUCAUGUUGGGGAACCAAGAAGAGACUCAUCCUCCAGUGUUCACCAACACAGACGUGAUUAUCUCAUCGUUUCAUUAAAACUCAAGUGUCGUGAAUUCAAACCCAGAGCAGAACUUAUCCAUGUUUCCAGCUGUUGAACUAAACUUUGAAUAAUCUUAUGAAGCUAUUGUCUGUUGAACUGAUGUGCAGCUAAAUUUUGUUUUUCAGCAACACAGCAUUAAAAAAAAAAAUAAAUAAAAAUCAUACCGAUGCUAAAACUGCCAGGAUCAAAACUGCAAAUCCACUUGACUUUGUCUUUUUUUUUUAUUAUUAAAUGCUUUGUUGAACUC